AAAUUGUUCAAAAACGGUUUUUUCGCUAUCAGCUGAUCAUGAGCUGAUUCAAUCAUACAAGCAGCAAAUAUAGCAGUAUCUAAUUUUUGACCGCAUGUGCAGUUGAUAUCGACUUUUCCUACAAACCUAACCUCUAGAUUUGAAAAUCCAACGAAAAUUUAUAUUGUUUCAUAUUAGAGAGUUUGCAUGUACAAAAUAAUAUAACAAUAAGAAUACAAUUAUAAAAUUUUUCGAAAGUACCAGUUCAUUUUUUCGUGACAGUAGACUGAAAACGUGAAAAAUGAACACGAUUCACAGUGAAUCAAAAACCACAGAAGUUAGAGAUGUUAAAAAUGUCUUUUUGCUGUCAAUGAUUUCCGGGGCAGCCGCUGGUCUCAUAUGCGAUGUAGUAUUUUUUCCUCUUGAUACCCUCAAAACUCGACUUCAAAGCCAACAUGGAUUCAGACAAUCUGGUGGUUUUAAGAAAAUGUAUAAAGGUGUUACACCGGUCAUCAUAGGAUCUGCUCCUUCCGCUUCCCUUUUUUUCGUGACUUACGAAGGAUUCAAAGAAUUCACGCAACCUUUACUUCCUGUGCAGUAUCAUUCAUUUAUUCAUAUGACCGCUGCAUGUAUGGGAGAAGCUAUGGCCUGUCUAAUAAGAGUUCCUGUGGAAGUAAUGAAGCAAAGGAAGCAAGCUCUCCUCAAGGAUACUCACAGGCUUGCCCUUAAAACUCUUUAUCGAGGAUAUGGGAGCACUGUUUUGAGAGACAUGCCAUUUGGACUUAUGCAGAUGCCAAUGUGGGAAUACCUCAAACUUUGUUGGAAGAGACGAGUUGGUCGUGACUGCACGCCUUUUGAAGGGGCAAUGUGUGGGGCUGGCUCUGUCGCUAUGGCUGCUGGUCUAACGACGCCACUGGAUGUCGCGAAAACGAGAAUAAUGUUGUCGAGUACAUCAGCGGAGAAGGCAGAGGUUAAAAUAGGUGUGAUGUUGAAAGAAGUUUAUCGAGAAAGCGGAGUCCGGGGUUUGUUCGCUGGCUUCUCACCACGAGUCGGAGGCUUCACUUUAGGUGGUUUUGUAUUUUUCGGCGUUUAUGAGCAAGUUCGAGCUCUGUGUUCCCCUUUUCUACCCUGUACUGUAACUCGAACAAUAUAGUGAAUAUGAUGCAUAAUAAUAUUUAAUUAUCGGAGACGCACGAACAAAACUUAUCAGGGAAAAAUAUGUUUUUUAUCGACGCUCGUUGUGUGCUCGGACCAAGAAAAAGAACUUAAUUGAAAGUAAUCAGCACAUGAUACGAGAAAAGAUUGACUUUUUCAUCGCUAUUUCGUUGAUUUUCACCACGGUCGCAUUUAUCGUUGCAUUUAAUUGCAGCGAAUUUCCCUUUACGCUGUACCUCACACGCAAUAUUUCGCACAGUUGUUACGAAACUCACGUUUCGGGAGAUCUAAGUCGGAUUUCUUCAGUCUUGUCCAUGUUUCUGUGAAUAUUGUGUAUAAAAAUGAAUUUAUUCGAAUUUCGUCUGUUACACUUUUUAGUCAUCCGAUCAGAGACGAGUCUGAUUUAGUCUCUUGAUAGUUUAGUUAGGUUUUGAUUAAUAAUAUAUUAAGUAGUCAAUUCUUAGAACAUUUUCUUCUAUUAUAUAAAUUUCAUGUGAAUGUACGAUUUGAUGUGAAUUCGAUGUCAUCAAUCGACUCGUGCAGCAAUACGCUUUCUAUACGUCGAAAAACAUGAAUUUUUAAGGAGGCUAAACUUGGAAUAUAAAUAAAAUUUUGAACUUAUCUAUGUAAAAUGAUAA
Messenger RNA from Venturia canescens, 1772 nucleotides. Its product is annotated as S-adenosylmethionine mitochondrial carrier protein-like. Bases 281 to 1132 code for a protein of 283 amino acids. NCBI's taxonomy places the organism in Eukaryota, Metazoa, Arthropoda, Insecta, Hymenoptera, Ichneumonidae. Gene Ontology annotation, cellular component: mitochondrial inner membrane. The transcript has 6 exons. The record is from RefSeq and is a predicted model, not a curated record. Gene Ontology annotation, molecular function: S-adenosyl-L-methionine transmembrane transporter activity.